AAUGAUGCAGAGAAUUGCCCUGCUAUUGUUCUGCUGCCUGUUACUUUCAGCGACAUCUUCCCCAGUCUAUCCACUGAGGUUUGGUCAGAGAGCGGCUACGAUACUGAUGACCUCCUCUAUUGAGGAUCCAAUGCAGUUGCCAGCAGACACUUCAUCCAAAACACCAGACGCUGAGUUUAGGUUUGGGAGACAUGCUGACGCCAUCUUUACCAACAGCUACCGAAAAGUUCUUGGUCAAAUAUCUGCCAGAAAAUUCCUUCAAACUGUUAUGGGCAAAAGACUUGGACCAGAAACUCAAAACUAUGUGAAACGCCACUCUGGCAUAUAUGGAGACACCUUCAAUCAAGAUGUGGAUAUGGAUGUAAUUGAAAGAGAACAAAGUUACAGAGAACCACAAAGACUUAAGUUCUCAGUAGUUACACAAUGAUUAAAGAUUAAUCAUUAGUCAAUAAACUGUGAACAAUCUUUAUACUUACAUUUGCCACAUUUCACACUGGAUUAUUAAAUCUCAGUUCAGCCUUCAUAAAGUUUUCUGUGCACUGUGUAUUUUUACAGCCAAUGUCCAGAAGGUCUGCCACAGAAAUCAGGA
Messenger RNA from Carassius carassius (crucian carp), 589 nucleotides. It is a transcript of the gene ghrh, whose product is annotated as growth hormone releasing hormone. Gene Ontology annotation, molecular function: neuropeptide hormone activity; growth hormone-releasing hormone receptor binding; growth hormone-releasing hormone activity. Gene Ontology annotation, biological process: growth hormone secretion; positive regulation of growth hormone secretion; positive regulation of multicellular organism growth. The coding region runs from base 2 to 427 and encodes 141 amino acids. The record is from RefSeq and is a predicted model, not a curated record. Gene Ontology annotation, cellular component: perikaryon; terminal bouton; extracellular region. NCBI's taxonomy places the organism in Eukaryota, Metazoa, Chordata, Actinopteri, Cypriniformes, Cyprinidae. The transcript is spliced from 4 exons.